AAAACAAGUUUUUAAUUUUUUAAAAAAUGUCCUAUAAUAUUUUGUUCUAGUUUGCAUUUUUCACUUAUAUUAUUUAAUUUUUACUUUUGUAUUUGUUUAUAUCCGAUUAUACUUAUAUUUAACUUGUGUGUUUUAUAUUUCUUGAAGGAAUAAACGGAAAAGUAUAUGACGUUUAACAAUUUUCUUUAUUAGGUAUUCAAAGUAUUCAGUGUAUAUUAAUAAGGUACUUUUAACUUAUAAUACUACUUUUGCCAUUUUAUUACUAACUGUUUGAUAUAAAAUAAAAUACACAUACACCAUUUUUGUAUUCUUUGAAACUUGAAAAUUAUAACCAUGGCAUUAAGUGAAUUUACAAUAGCUGUGGUUUGUUCAAGCAACAUGAAUCGAAGUAUGGAAGCUCAUGCCUUUUUAAGUAAAAAAGGUUUUAAUGUUCGAUCAUUUGGAACAGGCGACAAGGUGAAAUUACCCGGAACAGCUCCAGACAAGCCAAAUAUUUAUGAUUUUGGAUGUACUUAUGAUGAAAUUUAUAGAGAUCUUUACAAUAAAGAUAAAACAUUUUAUACGCAAAAUGGUUUGUUAAAUAUGUUGGAUAGAAAUCGCCGGAUAAAGCAACAUCCAGAAAGAUUUCAACUAAGCAAUGAACAAUUUACUGUAGUCAUUACGUGUGAAGAGAGAGUAUAUGAUCAAGUACUUGAGUAUUUUGAAAGUAUUCAAAGUUUUGGCAAUAAGCCAGUUCAUAUAAUCAAUAUUAACAUUCAAGACAAUCAUGAAGAAGCAACAAUUGGAGCAUUUUUAAUUUGUGAAUUUGUUACUUUGUUGUCCAGAAGUGAAGAUCUCGACAAUGAUAUUGAUCAAUUAGUUGUUAAAUAUGAAGAAAAAUGUCAAAGACCACUACUCAACUGUGUACUUUUCUAUUAAAUAAAAAGUGAUAAAAUAAAAAUUGUGUAUAUUAUUAAUUAUACCUAAAUAAUGGCAUUAUUUGAAUCAAUAAUUUAUUAAAUUGUAUCGUGCAAAUAAAUUAUGUAUCAUAAAUUAUAA
Molecule: messenger RNA, 1038 nt
Organism: Aphis gossypii (cotton aphid)
Lineage: Eukaryota; Metazoa; Arthropoda; Insecta; Hemiptera; Aphididae
Product: RNA polymerase II subunit A C-terminal domain phosphatase SSU72
Exons: 5
Coding region: 334-918 (194 amino acids)
Biological process (GO): termination of RNA polymerase II transcription
Cellular component (GO): nucleus; mRNA cleavage and polyadenylation specificity factor complex
Molecular function (GO): RNA polymerase II CTD heptapeptide repeat phosphatase activity
Source: RefSeq, a predicted model, not a curated record